AUGGAUUCACCCAACCAUCCACUCAACAGAAGAGAAACCAUCCUUCAAAAAUUAAAUCAAUCUUUCCAUCGUCAAUCCAACGACAAUAACUCUCAAGUCAUUACACUAAAUGUUGGAGGUUUCUUAUAUACAACAUUUAAGGAAACACUAUCAAGGAAAAUCAAUGGAAAAGAUCACUUGUUAUCCAUCAUGUUUUCCGAAACUUGUUUAAAUUUUGAUUUUUCCAAAGAUGAACGUGGAAAUAUUUUCAUUGAUCGGAAUGGAAAAGUAUUUUCAUAUGUUUUGGAUUAUUUGAGAGCAGAGGGAAAUAUUGACAAAUUUUCACUUCCUUUUAAUGAUGUUUGUUUGAUGGAACAAUUGGAGAUGGAAGUUGAGUAUUUUAGUUUAAUUGAUUUGUCAAUCUUGUUGAGAGGAAGAAGAAAGUGUUUUAAAAUUGAGAAGAAAAAGUAUACGAAAAGUAAAACACCCACCAAUGCUACUAUUACUCCUUUUGAUAAUAUUAUCGGAGGAGGAAGUAGUAGUAGUGGUGUUGGAAGUGGUGGUGUUGGAGCUAUCGGAAGUGUUAUUGAUAAUGAUAAUGAUGAUGAUGAUAAGGAAUUGGAUGAAGAUGAUGCCGAUGAAUACUCAUCAAGUGUUUUAUUGGAUGAUGAAAGUGAAAUUGAUUUGGAUUUUGAAUCAAAUAAUGAAACAGUUGGUAGCACUAUUAUAACGACAAGAUUUAUUGAAAGAGGAUUAUCAGUUAUUGAUCAUUCAAGUGAUGACGAUGAUGAAUUUGAGAGGAAGAGAGCUCCACAUAGUGCCACUACUCCAAUUAUAGGCAAUGAUGGGAAUGAUUGUGAUGAUGAAGAAAAUGAUGAAGUGAAUGAGGAUGAAGAUUCAGUUUCAACAUUUGAUGCUGCUAUUAAAAGUGUUAAUACUCAGGCAAUUCCAACAUUGGUCAUUAAUCAAACAUUGAAACCUCCUUCUCCUUCAAUUGCUAAACAAAAAAGUCAUAAGAGAACUAAGUCAACCUCACUUUUUCAUUCCUAUCAUAAUAUCAAACAUAGAAUUUGUAAUGAGAAGGGAGAACCUGUGAUUGGUUAUUCAGAAGAUGCUAGUGUUUGUUAUAUUUUCCCUAAUUUAUCUAGAUAUUAUUAUCCAAUUAUUUGUAAACAACCUAUUCAAUUGAGAGGAAUUGAUAGAAGAUUUGCUAAGAGUCAUAAUUAUUUUGAGAUUACAAUUAGAAGUGAUUUGGAAGACAGAAUUGACUAUGUUAAUUAUAAUAUUCCAGGUAUUGUUGUUGCAAUAAUGACAAAUAAUCAAAUCAAGACAAUUAAGCAGCACCACAAAAAGGAUUUACCAAUAGAUCUUAAAAAAGAAACAGUGAAAAAGGAAAAGUUCAUCUUUAAAAAAAAGAAAAAAAUGGGCAACAAGCAAACAGCAGGAAGUAAUUCGCUUUCUGGUUCGAUCGGAAGUAGUAGAAUAGCUGUUGAUGUUGAUCAACAUCAUUUGGAAGAAUCAAUAACAUCAUUUGUUGCUGAUAAUUACGAUCCGAAUGCUGAGGAAGAAUAUGGCAUGGAGGAUGUACAAGUCGAAGAGAUGAGAUUGGCUGUAGAGGGGAAGAUUGCAACAGCUCCAUUUGAAAUUGGGCAAUGGGUUAAAGAAGUUUUAGAAUAUUCAUCACAAUAUUCGCCAAGUUGGACUGCUACCAAUAUUAUUGGUAAAUCGUAUAGUAUUGAAGAAGUUGACUCUGGUCAGGUUGAUAAUGAUGGAAAUUCUAUUAGAAAGAAUCAAGUAACUUCCAAACCUGAAGAUUGGAUUGUAUUAUAUCAAGGUAAUCCACAACAGUCAAGUCUUGCUAAGGAAUCAAGAAUUUUCGUUCCUCCAAUUAAGAAAUAUUGUUGUGUUACAAAGAUUAUCAAAAUUGAAAUGGACACAACUGACAGUGAAUCUUGGAGUGAAAUUGAUGCUAUUAGAAUGUUUGGUAUCAUUUGUGAUUCGGAAGUUGUUGAUGCUAUGGCACCAGUUUCAACAGCAGUUCAUCAUCAAAGUAAGGAAUAUGUUGAGGAUUUAAAGACACUAUUUAUUAAUGAACCAUCAACUGAUUGUGUCUCACUCAAGCUCCCAAUCAAAAAGAAGAUGCUUGCAUCAACUCCAGAAAACCCAUUGUAUAUUGUAUCACCAAAAUUGUAUUAUGUUCAUGAAUUUUUAUUGAGAUAUAGAUUCCACAAUUCUAGCAUACUCGAUAAGUACAUUGUAAAGAGUGAGGAUGAAAUUACGGACAUGUCACCAAGUUCAAAUUCAUUCUCCAUCACAGAGUCAGCAGCAAAUAGCAUUAUUAAUUAUCUCUAUUCUGGAUCACUAUUCCUUUCUCCAUCCAUGUUUAAAGAAAGUGAAGAAAAUGAUUAUACUUCCUCUGAAGAUUUCGUUAGAGAAAUAUUACAAAUUUCAAAUGCAUUUGGAAUUGAAACUUUGAAGGAAGCUUGUACUCAAACUAUUGAAAUUUCAUCAUUGAUUGAUGAAAAAUUCAGACAACAUGUAACAAUAUCCAUUUUCAACCAACUUGCUUCCACCCUCUCUGUCAAUGAUUUAUAUGAGGAUAUGAGAGCUGUAUUUGAAGAGGCUUGCACAAAAGGUGAAAAUUAUGAUAGAAGAGCUGCUCCUGAUAUCAAGAUCGUAUUUUCAUUGUCAGAUGUGAAAUAUGAAAUUUUCUUAAAGAUGAUCAAGUUUAUCUAUUGUGGAAUCCUUGAAAAGGGAGAAAUUACACCAGAAGAAGCCAUUCCACUCUACGUUGCACAAAAUCAAUAUUUACUUGAUUCUUCUGUGAGUGCAUCAGUCAUCAAGGAGAAUUUAUCUGAAACUAAUGUAAUGGAAAUCCUAGGAUUGGCCGUUCAAUUCUCAUAUCAAGAAAUUUCUGAAUUCUGUACCAACUAUUUAAUGAAGAAUAUUGAACGUGUUUAUGUGGAUGUUAGAAACAGAUUCAGAGAGGAGAGAGAUAAUGGAACAUUGAAUGAUGAUCCAAUCUAUCAACAUUUGAAAGAAACUAGUUACAUCUGGGAUUUGAUAAUUAAUAAUGAUAAUUUGCACUAUACAUCCCAGUGGGCUUAUAGAUUAAUUGGUUUCUCAUCAGAAUAUAACGGUUGGCCAGCAACUAAUGUUAUCGGCCCUUCGAACACCUACCCAGAUUAUGGCGAUAUUAAAACAGCUUGGGCUCCAAAACCAUCAAAGAACUCUAAGGAAUUUUUGGAAUUGGAAUUCUAUAACCCAACAUUCAUUACUGAAAUUCGUGUUUAUGAGACAUAUAACCCAGGUGCUCUUGUUAUGGUAACUGCUGUCACAGAAUCUCAAAAGGAACAAGAUGUAAUCUUUGAACAUGAACCAGUUGCUCACCUCCUUCCUGCACAAUCAAGAAUCAAUGUCAUUCCAAUAUCUGAUCCAAAGAAUGUCAUGCAAAGAAAGUACAAAUACUUACGUCUCGAUAUAGAUACAUCGAAGAAUUAUAGUUGGUAUGAAAUUGAUGCCGUUUUGUUGUGUGGAUUCAUAGAAAAGAAAUAA
This is a messenger RNA of Naegleria gruberi, 3534 nucleotides long. RefSeq lists its product as uncharacterized. The transcript is spliced from 4 exons. Gene Ontology annotation, biological process: protein homooligomerization. Lineage: Eukaryota; Heterolobosea; Eutetramitea; Acrasida; Naegleriidae. Bases 1 to 3534 code for a protein of 1177 amino acids. The record is from RefSeq and is a predicted model, not a curated record.